CACGAUAGUUUUGAAACUCCCCGAGGAGAACCGUUUUUCGGCCGUUUCAAAAUUGUUGUUGCCUCCUCCUUUUGGGCUCAUAAAAGCAGUGCUCGUCGUCCACGAAAUCCUUUGUUUUUCAAUUAUCCAUAAAGGGCCGUCAAGAUGGACAAGCUGCAAUCUGGGUAUGAUAUUGAUCCCGAAGAUGGGGACCAGUACUAUAAAGGCAAAGACGGACUUUGGUAUACGUACCCAGAACUCUCCAUCGCGAACCGACUCUUCAACGAGAGGAUGUUCGAAGAAGACAAAGCCAAGAGUGGCUUGUUCCCAUCGUCGACAAAUGGGGAGCCAACGGCAAUGGAGCACAAGCCGACGCCACGACCUCGUGAAACUACCAGUGUUGCUAUUGCCGAUCGUCGCCAUUCGAGUCGCGUGAGUCUUCCACCCACGACGAUCUACACCAAAGCCCUUGAAGCCCAGGAAGCCGAUUCCAACGAAGCCAAGGAGAAGAAGAUGGACUCAUCGUCGUUGUCCAAGUGCAACAUUCCAGCUACCAAAUGUGGAUCCUGGGUGGAGAACUAUCAAGUCCUGGCCGUUUACCAAGACAAACACAAAACGUGCAACGUGCAAAACAAGGUCUGCAAAUGGCUUGCCAGAUGGGUCCGAGAGCAACGGACGUUGAUGGCCGAUGGAGAGUUGUCUUCGUCUCACAGGGAGGCGUUGGACAAGUUGGGAUUCGACUGGCUCACUAAAGAAGCACGAAAUGAUAUGAAAUGGAUGGGACACUAUGCAGAAGUCAAGGAGUUUCACAAAAAACACAACCAUUUUGAUUUUGAGAAGGAUACAUCUCUUGCCAACUGGACUAAAUACCAACGUCGGGCGUUCAAGGAAAAGAAGCUGGAUCCGAAGAGGACGGCGCUUUUGAGAGCCAUUGGGUUUCGUUUGGAGCCGGCUGAACAAUCCCCUGCACCACAAUCCAAGGACAAGAAAGGCACCGGCAACGGAGGCGACCCACUGUCUGCAGCCAGCAAGUUUGAAAAGCAGUGGAUGAAUACCUUCAAUGAGCUCAAAUUGUAUCGCGAACAAAACGGACACUUUCGAGGUCUACCUGGAGGAAACAAAUGUGGCGUGGGGCGAUGGGCCGCUCGACAGCGUGAAGCGUUCCAAGCAGGGAAACUGAAUUCAAAGAGGCAAGAGCUUUUGAGAGGCAUUGGAUUUCGUCUAGCUGACAUCCCUACUAUGAAGCCUUACAAUAUCACUGCCCAGUAUGCAAAAGCUGGCAAAGAAGCUGACGUUCAGUGCAAGAACAACGAUGGUUUCAUAUCAGAAUCAAGCGACGAUGAGGACAAUGAAGAUUUUGAGGGGCUUUCUCUUGCCGAGAAGCGAGAGAAGACGUGGAUGAACUUUUUCACUAGACUGAAGAUGUUCUACAUGCAGAAUGGAGAUUUUCGCCUCCCAGAAAGAAACACUGACUUGGGUGGAUGGGCGCGUCGACAACGAGAAACGUUUCAAGCAGGUCGGCUGGAUUCAAAGCGAGAAGACCUUUUGAGGGGCAUUGGGUUUCGACUGGAUCGUGUCCGUGCGCCUCGCAAGAAGGCUGCUCCGAGUGUUGAAGUCAAUGGAGAUGAUGACGACAACAGUGGGUACAAGAGCGAGGGCCAUUCCAACGAAGAUGACAAUGGGAACGAGCCAUGCAUUGAACGUUCUGACACGGAGGCAGAGCCCGUGAACUGCCGUCCAGCCUACCAGCGUCCCGCAGCCAAGACUGCCUCACGUACAAAGCGCCAAAAGUCCGAGGAAAGCUUGUCCUCCACUAUCAAUAACGGGGGCAAGAAAGGUUCUGGUGGGCCAAUGCCCAGUAACGUUCAAGCCAAGGUUGGUGGCGACGAGCCUGGGGUGUUUGCGCUUUUGAUGCCAAUCAUUGACGCGUUGGACGAUUGGGUAGAAGACUCUUGUUUGGCAGAGUGCGCUGACUUUCUACAGAGGUUUCUACCUGAGGCCGUUGAAGAGAAAGGGGGGAGCCCAAAGAGUCGUCUGCUUUUUGUGGCAGCGCAACUUGAUCUUACAUUAGAUGACUCCCGAAAGUCUCAGGCUGCGGUUACUUAUUGCGAGAAUUACUUGUUGCACCAGUUGGACAAGGCCAAGAAACAAGUCUGCUGCCAAGAUGAUAGUCUCCCUAACAAGCGCCGCAAGAUAGGGGAGUAGAACAAGUACAGUACAUUGAAGUACAUGUACUCAGUACAGGCACAUGAAGAUCAGGAGUAGUACAUGCACGAUGUACUAGCUAGUAUUGGUACCGGUACUAGCUAGCUAUCGUAGCUAGCUAUCGUAGCUAGCUAUCGUAGCUAGCUGGUAAGGUACUGGUACUGGUACCGGUUCCGGCGUAUAGCAGCAAGCUAAAUUAAGAAAGAUAGUAUUUGCACG
Seminavis robusta is the source of this 2403-nucleotide messenger RNA. The record is from the annotation of a GenBank genome assembly. Lineage: Eukaryota; Bacillariophyta; Bacillariophyceae; Naviculales; Naviculaceae.